UGGCAGUGGAAAAAGAAAAGACACAAGAGAAGGUGUCAAGAUUGGAGAAAGGAGAUCCCAGAGGUGGAAGAAGAGGAGAAUCAAAGAAGGGUUGCUCCACUGUAAUCAACCAUGGCCAGCAACCAGAGCCUCUCAUUGUCCCUGUGGGCUGCUCUAGCCCUGACACUGGUCAUAGCUGCAUGUCCUGUAACCAGUACUAAUCCUGAGGCCAACCAGAAGGCAGUGGGAGGUGUGGAGCCUGCUGACCCGAAUGAUGAGGAGGUGCAGAAAGCGGUGGACUUUGCUGUUGAAACCUACAAUGAUUUGACCAAUGGCGUGUACGUUAGCAAGCCAAUACAACUGAUGAGUGCCAGUCAGCAGGUCGUGGGUGGGAUGAACUUCUACUUGAAAAUAAAGUUUGGACAAACCACAUGUGCCAAAGCUCAGUUUGUUGAUUUGGCUGAUUGCCCCUUCAAUGAACAGCCAGAUCAGCAGGAGAAAACUAUCUGCAAUUUCGAGAUCAACACUGUGCCCUGGGAGAAUGAGAUCUCCAUGACAAACUUCAGCUGUCUCAGUACCUGAGGAUCUACACUGGGCUGCACUGGGCUGAUUUCCCCCUACUCUAGCUUCUCCUUUAGUUCCCCUUUCCUCAGACAAGGAUCUGAGCUCUGAGUGAUGUCUCUUCAGAAUGCAAAGAUCAGUAGAACAGGAUGCUGCAGCAGACCCUGCACACCUAAGUGGUUAAUUUCUUGUUGAUUUCUUUUACUGCUUUCCAAAUGCACCACUGUGUAGCAUUGCUUACACUUUUCUCAAUAAAAGACUGCCCCAGC
Microtus oregoni (creeping vole) is the source of this 809-nucleotide messenger RNA. RefSeq names its product cystatin 10-like. Gene Ontology annotation, molecular function: cysteine-type endopeptidase inhibitor activity. Lineage: Eukaryota; Metazoa; Chordata; Mammalia; Rodentia; Cricetidae. Bases 112 to 561 code for a protein of 149 amino acids. The transcript has 4 exons. The record is from RefSeq and is a predicted model, not a curated record.